GGGGAAGAAUUCGCCGCUUCUCGCCACUUAAUUUUUAGAUUCGAAGUGGAAUUGUUGCGAAACAGUUAUAAUGCAUAAAGUUUGUUCUCGGCUGCACGCCCCGUCUGUGUUGGGGAAAACGGAUUCGUGGAAAUCACUGAACUUUUGUGUGGAAUUCCACAAACAAGUUGGUGUGCUAUGCCAAAAAUCAGCAGUGAAACACACACCACCUGCCCUGCCCCAGAUUCCCCUAUGUGACUAUAAACCUGAGCCAUAUCAGGGCAUGUCUAAAGAGCGUUUACUAGAGAUUAGGAAACACAACUGCAACCCCAUGACCAUGAAGGUAACAUAUUACAAGAAGCCAGUCUUCAUAAGCCAGGGUUUCAUGCAGUGGCUGUGGGAUGUGGAUGGAAGACGCUAUCUGGACUUGUUUGCGGGGGUGGCCACCGUCAGUGUAGGACAUUGUAACCCGAAAGUGACACAGGCAGCCGAGAAACAGUUAAGACGUCUAUGGCACACAACACCCAUCUACGUGUACCCACAAAUGCAGGAGUAUGCAGAGAAACUUGUAUCUCUUUUGCCAGACCCACUGAAGGUUGUGUAUUUUACCAACAGUGGCUCGGAGGCUAAUGACCUUGCAGUGCUAAUGGCCAGACUUCACACAGGAAAUUUUGACGUCAUCACUCUCAGGGGCUCUUAUCAUGGUGGCAGUCCACAAGCGACAGGUCUGACAUCCAACGCAGAUUACAAAUAUCCCAUCCCCUCUUCUCUGGGCUGCCAUAAUACCAUGUGUCCCGAUGUGUUCAGCGGCCUCUGGGGAGGAAGCCACUGUAGAGACUCUCCAGUUCAAACCAUCCGAGAAUGCAGCUGCUCCCCAGGUCACUGUCAGGCCAAUGAUAUGUAUAUCGGUCAGUUCAAAGAGAUGCUUGCUACAACUGUUCCCAAUCGUAUUGCUGCCUUCUUUGCAGAACCCAUCCAGGGUGUUGGUGGGGCUGUUCAGUUUCCAAAAAACUACCUGAAAGACUCCUACCAGCUUGUUCGGGAGAAAGGAGGAAUCUGUAUAGCGGAUGAGGUCCAGACUGGCUUUGGCCGCACAGGGAGCCACUUUUGGGGUUUCCAAGGACAUAAUGUCAUUCCAGACAUGGUUACCAUGGCAAAGGGCAUUGCAAAUGGCUUCCCGAUGGGGGCUUUAGUCACCACAGCCGAGAUUGCCAGGUCAUUUGCCAAGGGAGUUCAUUUCAACACAUUCGGAGGAAACCCAUUAGCCUGUGCAGUCGCCUCAUCAGUGUUAGAUACAAUAAAAGAAGACAAGAUGCAGGAGAACAGUGCUGAUGUAGGGACAUACCUACUGACCGAACUGGCCAAGCUCCGGGACAAGUACAAUAUUAUCGGCGAUGUGAGGGGAAAAGGUCUUCAAAUCGGGGUGGAGAUGGUCAAAGACAAGGUCACCAGAAACCCGCUUCCACGAGAGGCAAUGGCUGAGAUCUUCGAAGACAUUAAAGACAUGGGCGUGCUGAUUGGAAAAGGAGGACUGUACGGACAGACUUUCAGGAUCAAGCCUCCUAUGUGCAUAACUAAAGACGACGCAGACUUCUUCCUCGCUGUAUUCAACCAGGCAGUGCUCAACUACCUGGAGAGAAGAUAAGACAUGCAGAGCAUGAAGAAGACACAUAACAUUGGCUCACAUUUUAUAUGGAAAAUUGCAACUAACACAUUCUUCACACCUUCCUUAAAGUAUGCAUCAAGAACAAUUGUUAUCAGUAGCUGAAUUGAGUACACUAUACUUCAGAGAUGUAGCACUUUCAAUAAGUACUUAUAAGCACUUGACUGACCACCUAAAACCAGAUAUGUUAAGAAGUUUCAAAAACUGGGACCAGUUCUACUCCCAGUUCUAUCUUUUUGGAGACAUGGAGAAAAACAUGAAUAAUUCUAGUCAUCUUACCUUCACGUAAUACAGUAUUUUAACAAUUAAUUGGUUCAUUAAAAUUUUUUAAUUAUAUAUUUGACACUAUUGUCAUCUUAACAUUAUUUUCUAACAAUACACCAUGAUAUACCCGGUAUAACAGGAUUGUAUUAUUUUACAGGUACAGAUACAUCUUACUAAGUGUCAAACAAACUCAUAAUCUGGUACAAACUACCUUUUCAAUAAGGGAAUUGUUUUCAGGGCUGAAAAAAAAAAGAUGAUUUCUUGCAAUGCUAAAUAACGACUAUACACAUUUGUAGACUUUUACAUAUACAUCAACCGCAGGGUCUUGUCUAAAACCACACUGUUAUAAAUACAUAAAACAUGUUAGGAGCUUUUUGAGGGGAUUAAAUUCAAACCUGACCCAGUUCAAGUGACAUUCAUAGCUUAUACCAUUAAGGCACGCAAGGUCAUAAAUAAAUCUGCUGCCUCUUAAAACGUUAUAUGAAGAGAAGGAGAUUUCUGUCCUGCAAAGACAGCAACUGUUUAUUAAAUAAGCAUCCGUUGUUUUGUUUUUUUCUAGUACUUUUUGAGAUCCUUUCGUGGAAAUCCACUGGUAUUGUUUUGCAUAACACCAAGCCUUUAUAUAUUGCAGCUGACCUGUUACACACAUAGUACAUUAAACAUAUUUGAAUGUUUAGCCUUUACCUCUUUAUGAUCUUAAACCCAAUGGUCUUAUUACCAAUAAUAACACUGUUGAGAGAUUUUGCGGUUCAUAGCUUAUUUUUCCAAACAGAAACAUUUCCAAUAAAAUGAAA
This is a messenger RNA of Pimephales promelas (fathead minnow), 2700 nucleotides long. RefSeq names its product alanine--glyoxylate aminotransferase 2 (gene agxt2). The record is from RefSeq and is a predicted model, not a curated record. Gene Ontology annotation, biological process: glyoxylate catabolic process. Gene Ontology annotation, cellular component: mitochondrion. NCBI's taxonomy places the organism in Eukaryota, Metazoa, Chordata, Actinopteri, Cypriniformes, Leuciscidae. Gene Ontology annotation, molecular function: pyridoxal phosphate binding; L-alanine:glyoxylate transaminase activity.